Molecule: messenger RNA, 2882 nt
Organism: Myzus persicae (green peach aphid)
Lineage: Eukaryota; Metazoa; Arthropoda; Insecta; Hemiptera; Aphididae
Product: caspase-1-like
Exons: 7
Coding region: 612-2009 (465 amino acids)
Biological process (GO): proteolysis
Molecular function (GO): cysteine-type endopeptidase activity
Source: RefSeq, a predicted model, not a curated record
ACACGUUACUUUGUCAUUAGUCAUUACUAUUCAACAUAAUAUAGCUGGGGACUUAAGGUUCUCCUAAUCCCUUUAUGAGAGUGUAAGGAGGCGACGAUUUUUGUCGAACAUCGAAAUCCGCAUUUGCGUCUUGGUAAAACAAAAUAUAAUAAUGAUGGCGUUGUGGGCACAAAUAGAAUCUUGCCGCCGGUGACGACGGAUUUGUCCUCUUGGCUCUUGGUGCGUCUGGGAACCACUUGUGAUGCGUCCUGCAACUCGCGCGUUGGCUCCGGACAAACACCGCACCUCUGCCCGCGACGUUACUGUUUUUAACCCUCCUCUCCCACCACUGAUCAUCGUUUUUAAUAUUUUUAUCGUGUCCUUUUACACUCCAAUGGACAACUACUGGUUUAAAUGUUUAGUCUUCAGUGUUUGGUUGUGGUUGGUUGUGACUUGUUGGGUCGCGUUAUUUUAUCCCUCUGUAGUUCAACAAUGACGUCGUUGCUGUUUUUUUCUUUAGUUACCGUCAACAAGAGUAUAAUCUUAAUACACGAUACAUAAUAUUUUAAAGUUUUUCAAUUUUAAUGAGAAACAAUUAACUUCCCGUUUGAAUUUGUAAUAUUUGGGUCAUUAUGGAAUCUCCACAAGAAGAGAAUGUAUCAUUAGACUUUGGUUCAACAACCAAGGAAGAAGAGUAUCUUUUGUCUGUAUCAACUGGUUUUUAUGAAGAAGAAUUUGACGACGACGACGAAGUGUUUUUGGAUGAUUCACAAAGUAUUGAUAUGGAAUCAUCAUCAGAAAUUCCAUCACGUGUUCGUAGAACUUCAGAUGUUAUCGACUGUGUUGGUGGAACUAUGUCUCCUGCACAUAUUAAACGUCAUAGUUUCCCAUCAGCAUCUGGAGAAUUCUUAUAUUCUGCUACAUCUCAGGCUACAAACAUCACAGAAUUAAAUAGAUCUAGACGUGCUGAGCUUACCAUAGAAUCACUUGAUCAAGGCUAUAGUAGCCCUGGUGCACAGUCUUCUUCAGGUAGGUCUUUUAAAGGAACGUGGUUCAGGUUUAGUAACAGUAAUGACCCUGAUUCUGUUGAUGCCCGACCAACUCAAAAAUCUGAUGAACAACAAAAUCCAAAUCCAACAUCCAAUCCGAACAGCAAAUUAAGUCCUGGCUUUAAAAAAUCAGGUGAAUUUCGAAGUGAAACUAUUGUAAUGCCUGUUACUAAAGACGCUACAUGUUAUAAUAUGGAUCAUGAAUAUCGAGGUAUCGCUGUUAUUAUAAAUAAUGAUGUUUUUGAUGCUCAGGCCUUACCUGAACGGAAAGGUUCAUGGAAAGAUGUUGAAGAGUUGGAAAAAAUGUUCUAUCGUUUGGAUUUUAGUGUUGUGGUUUGGAAUAACUUGUAUCACGAAGAAUUGACUCAUCAUUUGCACAAAUUGGCUAAUGAUGAUCAUUCGCAAAAUGAUUGUCUCGCUAUCGUUGUGUUGACACAUGGGGUCAGUUCAUCAUUUAUUUAUGCCAGAGACAAUCCAUACCCAGUUGAAUUUUUGUGGAAUUCGUUUACUGCUGAUAAAUGUCUUACACUAGCUGGAAAACCAAAACUAUUUUUCGUGCAGGCAUGUCGCGGAGAAAGGCUAGAUCCUGGUAUUACACUGAGAAUUGAACCGACAAAAACUGAAGUAGAUUGUUCUACUGCCUCAUACAAAAUUCCUAAACAUGCAGAUUUCUUGAUAACUUUCAGCACUUACGAUGGUUAUUAUUCGUUCAGGCAUCCUGAGAAUGGCACAUGGUUUAUCCAGAGUCUCUGUAUUGAAAUGAACAAACAUGAUCUUAGCAACAGUGACUUGUUGGGAAUUAUGACUCGUGUGUCCAGACGAGUUGCGUUAGAGCAUGAAUCUUACAAUCCAGAUCACCCAUGGCUACACAAGCAAAAGCAGAUACCAACCAUUCACUCGAUGCUCAUUAGAGAUAUUUUUUUUAAGCCUAAAAACAAACCUCCAUCUGAACCAGUUGUAUUAAAAAAUCUCAUUAUCUGAGUGCAGAGUGCCUUAAAAUUAUAUACGAAGCCAGAAAAUGCAAACUAACCAUAAAAACAAAAUCUACAGCAACUAAUGAGUGUGCACAGUAAUGUAUUUUACCAGUGUGAAAUUAUAGUUUAAUAGGUUUGUGCCCACAUACGUGUUCAAAAUUAAAAUUAUAAGAAUUCUAAAUUUUGUGAUAAAAAAUGUCUUUUUAAGACUGAAUGAAUUUUAACUUAAAAUUAAUUUUUGAGAAAAAAAUAUUGAUCUUCAUAAUUCCCGGUAUUGUUUUGUUUGUUAAACUGUUGUUCAUCAAUGAUAAUUAACAUAUUCUUCAUUUAGCUUUAAUACUAUCAAUAAUUUAACUAUUUAUAAAUCCAUGCAAUUUAUUUAAAUUGAUUUUAAAAUUAUAUCUGAUCUACAUUAUGAUUUUCUUUAUUAUGUAUUAUUUAUUUCUGAUUGAAAUAUUUCCAAAUUUUAACCGACAAAUAAUUAACUUUUAUUUAAAAUUAUCUUUGUUGCAAAUUCGAACAAAAAUCAUACUUAAAUUAUUUACUUAUUAUUUAGACCAAGAGUUAUUUGCUCAUUUUAUUAAUUACAAUUUUUUUUUUAAGUUUAAAGUAUUUUAGACAUUUUUAAUUAUUACUGUUAAUCAGGCAUUAAGACUGCCCAUUAUGUACGUCUUUCAUAAAUUAAAUGUUAAAUAUUAUGUUUUUUUUUUACAAUAUAUAAAAUAAGUGAAAAGUGAUAUUGUCGCAUUUAGUAUAUAUUUAAAAGAAAUAUUUAGUAACAAUUUUUUUUUUUCUAUAAUAUAAUAUGCAAUUUUUUGCAUUUUGUUGCUUUUGAGUUUAGCACGUUUAUUAUAAUUCUCAUUUUUAGUUACAUGUUAUA